AUGGCAGGUUUGAAUAAAACAUUAAGUGGAGGAGUUGGAUAGAGCAAAGUGCAAAAGAAUGUCUUUUACGAUCAUUUGAAUCAGUCGAUAAUGGCUGCUGAUCAGGAUGAAACAAAAGAAAAAGCUGUGGAAUUCAGUAAUAAUAAAAUAAACUAGUCUCAGAUGAGAAGUACAUAUCGAAUCAAAAGGCAAAAGCGACUGAACAGCUCAAAUCCAGCUACUAAAAAUCGUGGAAGUAUAAUAACAUCUGCAAAGAUGAGCUAGCUUAGUUCAGUCAUGAUGAAUGAGAUGCAGUCAACAAGGCCAAAUACAGGACAUAUGCAGUCUAGGCACCCAAGUCAGUCAUAUCGAUAUCAUAAGCACAUGAAUUCAAGUGCCAAUUCAAAUUAGUUUCAUUAUCAAUAAAGUUCUAUUGAUGCCUAUAAUCAAGCAUCAAGUCCUAGUAUGAAAGCAGGUAACAUCUACUCGAGUGGUAUCAUUUAAAAAGAACAGUUGGAAGAUUCGCAGAAAAUUGAUAUUAAAUCAGACAUUCAAAAACUUAAGGAUCUCAAGUAUUCUCAAAGCAAGGGUGAUUUUACAAUUGCAUUUGAAAGUCAAAAACUUAAAAGCCAAAGAAAGCAUUUGUAGAGUGCUAAGUACAGCAUUAAAAAUCAUUCAUCACUCCACUCUCAGAAGUAGAAGCAUUAGUAAUAGAAAUAGCACUAACCCACCGAUGUUUAAAGCUAAUUUUCCAAGUAAGAGACUAAUUUCACAGAAAACUAAUCCUAGUAACACUAUGAAAAGAUCAUUCAAAUGAAAGUGCUAGAAAUUGAGAGCAAUAUAAUGGAGAGAGCUCAGAAGUAGUUUGAGCAAAUUAAUGAAAAGAAGAAAGUUAACUCCUUGAAUAUCGCUUAGGAGGUCAACUACUUAACAUAUAAAGUGAGAGUUUAAAAUGGAGGCCCAUUAAUGGGAUAGCUAAGCAGCCAAAAGUAUCCUUUAGAAUAGGACGUUAGAAAGGUUAAGAAUCUUGAUAUGACACCUUCUGCUGCUACUGAUUUGGAAAACAAGAUUAUCUUUGACCAUUUCACUGUGAAUCAAAAGUUUAAGCCUAACUCAAAUCAAACUGACACAUUUAAUUUAAAUCAACAUAUGCCUUCACUAAAUGCUUAAAUAGAUCCAGAUACUAAAUUCACUACUAAGCUAAAAGCUUCACUUAGUCCUAAGAAAUCCACUAAUAACAAGUAGAGCUUACUGCUUUAAUAGCUUAGAGAAAUCAAAGAAAAAUUCGCUAAGCAGGACUCAUCUAGCGUUAAACAAAUGUCUAUAGAGCAGGAAUUUCUUAAGAAAUCGAUUAGCAGGCCUUAGGAUUAAUCAGUGAAUACUUCAUUUAUUAAGAAUAUGAUUAAGAAGCCAGCAAAGAGAUUUUCAGUAGAGGAUAGACUAAGAAUGCAAUUAGAGUAAAAUAAGGAUGAUAAGUUUAUGAGAAUUCCUGCUACUUCUAACAGAAUGAGAAUGGUUUUUAAUGAGAUCAAGGUUCCGCCAUAGGAUUUAAAUCGGUAAGGCUUUAAAAAAAUUGGACUUAAUGAUAUGCAUUUCGAUCCGCUUAGACUAAAAGUGCUAGUAAUACCAUUUAAAGAUGCUAAUCCAAUAGGCAAAAAUGCCGAUUACUUCUUUUUAAAAGGCUUUAAGUAUUAAACUAAUGAAGAAUAUGCGAAUGCCUUACAUUCGUAUCAAAAGGGUCUUGAAAUAAAGCACAAUCAUUUGCUGUGUAGAUUCAAUCUUGGAGUAAUUCUAUUUAGACUUGGCCUUUUCGAAGAAGCAUAUCUUUAAUAUGAGAAACUUAUAAGUCUAGGCUAUCAUGAAAGGACAGUAGUGCUCUAUAAUAAGAUAUUAUGCGCUGUCUAGAUUGGAAGAUUCAAUGAGGCAGUAGAAAUAGCCACUAAGUGCAUAGAUAUAUUGAUAAAGAGAAAGCGAGGGAUUGAAAGUGACAAAGAAAUGAUAGGCGAUUUGCAUCAGAUAAUCGGUAUAUGUCAUCUUAGAUUAAAGAACAUAAAAUUAGCAGGAAAGUCCUUCGCUGAAUCUAGAAACUACAAGACUGUGAGGUAAAAAGAGCUGAGUAUUGUCUUUAAAAAGUCGUUGAGUAAAUAAAUUUAGGAUAGACUUAUGGAAUAUCUUAGAAACAAAACUGUGUCCUAUAGAGAUUCAAUUUAAACUGGAAACUCAAUUAGAAUGGGCGAGAAACUGAUAGAGGACAACUCAAUCCAAGUGGUUGAAUUGAAAUUGAAAAAAAAGUAAAAGAGCAGAGAUCAAUCAUCGCCACUCAGAGACCCAUCUAGAACUAGGAAUAAAAUUUAGCAUAAUGACAAUGAAAAUAAUAAUUAAGAGGGAGGAAUAAUUGGUGUAGACUAAUCAUAAUUGCUCAGAACUUAUCUCACUGAAGCUGAGAGGAAAAGUGCUCUAGAUAGAAUGUAUAACGUCGAGGAUACUGAUUAAAAUCCUCUUGGUAAGCGAAGAAAGUCUCUUCCUCAGCCAGAUAUAUUUGUGCUUGACGUUUAUGAGGAAUAGAAUGUCUCUCGAAUGUCUGAUUCAGACUCUGGGAGCUCAGAUACUGCUCUUAAUCAAGUAAAAGCAGUCGAAUAGAAAGCAAUUGAAGUUAUUUAAUAGAAACCGAAAGAAGUGGAUAAGAUGAAUAUCUAAGAGCUUAUGAAUGAGGUUCAGAAUCUUGUAGACCUAAGAUCAGAUCCUGAACGAGGUUACUUCUAUAUAAAUGACGAAAAAGAAGUAAGACUCGAGAAGAUUUUCGACAUUCCAAGUCUAUUUAAGAAGCCAAAGCCAAAUGAUUACACCCAGCAAGAGAUGGAGAUAAAGAACCACCGAGAAAACUUAGAAAACUACCUCAAUCCUUAGAAAAAUUUUGAUAACUCACUUAUGGACACGGCCUAGCUGGUAAAUGAAGAAGAGGCGAAGUAUAACUUUUAUCUAGAGAAUAUUUUCAAGUUGUAAGAGCGAGACCCGAAUAAGGAAAAAGACUAGAGCGAGACAGAUGAGAAAACCUAUCAGAUUAUACUGCAGCAGAUAUCUAGUUUCAGCGAGAAAAUAGACAAAUCAUUUGGGGUUGGAGAAGACCCUAAAAAACAAGAGGAUUAGUAGUAAGAAUAGGAGUAAGUGCAAAAUUUGAAUGUAAAUCAUGACAUGAAUAAUAAUAUGAAGCGACUUAAUGAUGCUGAGUCUAAUAUCAACCAACUCAAAAGCAUAUUUUCUAAGCAAAAGGAGAACAAAGAUCUCAAAAAAGAAUAUGAUAAGUUAACUGUUUAAGAACUAGAACAAUUUUGUGAAGAGUUUUAAAAGUAGGAUAAGGAUAUGGACUUACUAGAGUCAAUAUUAAACAAGCUUAACGGCUUUAAGUACAUGAGUCUAGAAAUGAAGAGCCUCAUUCUUAGGAGAGCAUAGUUGAAGCAGUAUGAUCCUAAUAAGAUUUUGUACAGACAAGGUACAAGAGGAUCAGUUUACUAUUUCCUGCUGAGAGGCUCAAUUACACUGCUCUCCAAGAGAAGGGAAUUCGGGAACUUUGAGUUGUUCAUUAAAAGUUAAUAUGACGGUGAACUAUUCGGUGAAUAGCCAGUACUACUGCCAACAUCAGCUACAGCAACAGCAAGUGAAGGAGGAGACUCUACUGAAGGUAUGCAGGUGUCUGAAGAUUUAGCAGACAACAGUAAGGAGUAUAUCAAGAACUUGAACUGCCUUAGAAAGUUACCUAUAUUCAAGUAUACUGAGACAUUUUACCUACUUUAAAUGGUAUUUAGUCUAGAGAAGAGGACUUAUAAAUAUGGCGAAUACUUGAGCCGAUCAGGAGAAAUACCUGAAGGCAUGCACAUAAUCACUAAAGGUCAAUGCCUAUGUGUAUUUGAAUCUAUUGGCUUAAAGAAAGGCGAGCUUGGAGGAGAGUUUUCUAGGUUUUAAAAGUAGCCUAAGAAUUUUUAAUGUGGAACGAUCCUCGAAACUCACAACAUGAAGGCUAAAGAUAAGAACUCUAACGAAGAAAACAAGAUGUCUCAAGUCAUCAAGCCUAAGAGCGAGAAUCUUAGUAUAUUCAACCCACAAUACUCAGUUUUUAAUCAGCUUAUCGGAGAUAAUAAUAGAAAUUUUCAGAGCAGUAGAAUUUACCUUGAUGAUGAAGGUAGACAUAUGCCUAAGCAUACAGCUUAUCAAGAUAAUGUGAUAUUCAGUAGAUUAGUGCCAGGCGACACCUUUGGCAUGAGGACACUUUUGCCAAAUGAAGAGAUAGUAAAACGAAUUUAGAUUGACCCAGAAGAUAAGAAAAGAGGUCAGAUCAUGAGUGUUUUCAGCAGAAGAUCGACAAUCAGGAAAAUGCUUAACAACUUUAAGAAAAAUGAAGGGCCUUAAUUUAAUUAAGUUUACAUGAACUUAUUCAGAAAGCUAAUUAAAAAUUAAAAGACUAGCUCUCUGUCUGUUUUUGCUGAUUCAAAUGAAGUGGAGGUGCUUAUUUUUAAGCCAAAUGUACUGAAUUACAUGCCUGAAGACCAAAAGGAUUCACUUUUUGAAGAUAUAUCCAAAAAUAUAGAUGCUGAUAACCCCUCUUCUCUCAGCAAUAUCCUGCGCUAAAAAAGUGAAUCCUAAGGAUGGGAUAAGCUUAAAGAGGAUCUUGUUUAGAAUAUGCGAAAAAGCUAAUUCAUGGAAAGACAUAAAGGUGUCUAUAAGAGAUGA
Stylonychia lemnae is the source of this 4704-nucleotide messenger RNA. Lineage: Eukaryota; Ciliophora; Spirotrichea; Sporadotrichida; Oxytrichidae. The record is from the annotation of a GenBank genome assembly.